This is a messenger RNA of Xenopus laevis (African clawed frog), 3624 nucleotides long. RefSeq names its product sarcoglycan alpha L homeolog (gene sgca.L). NCBI's taxonomy places the organism in Eukaryota, Metazoa, Chordata, Amphibia, Anura, Pipidae. Gene Ontology annotation, molecular function: calcium ion binding. Gene Ontology annotation, cellular component: sarcoglycan complex; membrane. The transcript has 10 exons. The coding region runs from base 71 to 1240 and encodes 389 amino acids. The record is from RefSeq and is a predicted model, not a curated record.
CCUGUCCAUCCCCUCACAGCUGCCCCUGUCACUCUGCCCUGUCCCACCCUCUCUAUCAAGCACAGCAGAUAUGGCAUCUCAGAGGGUGACUCUUCUCACAGUUGCACUCUGGCUGUGUCUCCCAGUGUGUCUCUGUGAUCAGAACGUGGUGGCGUCUGUGGGAACACUUUUUGUGCAUGAUCUGGACACUAAGCAAUUCCAGGAAAGGUUUCCCUCAACUCAGAAUAAUUAUGAUAUUAAUCGCAUUGACCCUAUCACCUUUCGGGCGAAUUUAGAAGGAUUCCCGGACCUGCCAGGAUGGCUACGUUACACUCAGCGCACUCCCUGGCACAUGGCUUAUCUCUACGGAUGCCCGACAGAGCCUGGCAGACAGGUUAUAGAGGUGACUGCCUACAAUAGAUACACUUUUGAGACUGUGAGGGAGAGGAUCAUCUUUAAUAUUCGUCUUGGAACAGAUUUCCAGACACCAUAUCAAGCUGAACUCCUGAUCCGGGAUUGGGACGUUGAAGAGCUUUUACCCUCCAAAACUCAGUUUGAUGUCAAGGCACCUCUUCAGGACGAGUGGGGUUCCCAGAGACUGACUGUCAUUAACAUCUCAUCAGCUCUGGAUAAAGGGGGCCGAGUGCCGCUUCCACUGCCGGGGCGUAAAGAAGGGGUGUACAUUAAGGUGGGCUCGGAUGUCCCAUUUCCACAGUGUCUGCUGGAUUCCCAGAGCCCUCGGACCAGACAAUAUUGUAAGGAAGGACAGAGGCCACCCGUCCUAUGCAACAGUCGCCUGAGAGACUUUCAGAUAGAUUGGUGCAACAUCAGCCUGACUGAUGGCUCUGGAACACCGAUUCCUGUGCCUCCGGAACGGGGUUCCGGAAUUUUGAAGGGAGAAGGUGAAUUUAACCCCCCAUCAGAGACCCUGGAAGAAAAGAACUACCUCCCAGAUUACCUGCUCACCCUUCUGCUUCCCAGCUUACUGGCUCUGCUGCUGUUUGUGCUGCUCUGCUACAUCAUGUGCUGCCGCAGGGAAGGAGUGGAGAAGAGAGAUGAAGUCACUACAGACAUCCAGCUUGUUCAUCAUCAGACAGUCUUCAACAACACGGAAGAGCUGCGCCAAAUGGCCUCCAACAGGGAUGUUCCCAGGCCUCUCUCUACUCUGCCCAUGUUUAAUGUGCGCACUGGGCAAAGAGCGCCCCCCAUGCAGCUCUCAGAGGACAGCGCUCAUGUUCCCCUUAUCCUAUCACAGCAGUAAUCAGAAAGUCAGGAGACAUCGGCCAGGGGACAUGCGGUGCAGCCAGAGAUCCCUGCUUUUUAUAGGAUUGUUGGUUGUAAGGGCAAUAAGACCUCAUUGGAUGGAAGCCCUUAAUUUAGAUUCAGAUAUAUAGUAAAUGGCACAUUUUCCCCCAUUAAUAUUUUGUCUGCAAAGGAUUCUAUUAUUCUCGGUGUUCUUUGUAACACUGCCUCUUGUAUUUCCCUAUUGCUGUCUCUCUCUCUUCCAAUAUGAGUCUCUCAGACUCACUCUCCCUUCACUCCCCCCAUUCCUUUUUUGUUUCACCGUCAUGCCUUGUGCUCCUCAAACAUGACUCUCUCAGACUCCCUCUCCCUUCAGCCACUCACAAGCACUCUCCCUCACAAUCAUAUAGCACAACCCUCUCAUUCUACCUUCUCUCUUCCCAACAUAACUAUCUCAGACUCCACCACCCUUCAGCACUCUCCCCGUUAACCCAACAAAACCCUCUUGUUCCACCAUGUCUCUCCCCAACAUAACUCUCUCAGACUCACUCUCCCAUCAGCUUCUCACAAGCACUUUCCUCGUUAACUCAAACAAACCCCCCUUGUUCCACCAUGUCUCUCCCCAACACGACUCUCUCGCUCUCUCUCUCCUCCAUGUUCUCAGUACACCCCUAUUGCUCCACUGUCACUCACCCCUUCAUUCUCUCUCUGUGGUGCAUUGGCAGAUGACAUUUUCAAACCUUUGUUUUUCUCUUUAAUCUGCCCCUUUCUGUGCUUCCUAGUUCUUCUGCCAUUGCUGUCUCUUUAAGUUCCUCUCUGCAUCUCAUAUUCCUUCUAUCCCUUUUAAUCCUUAUAUUUUACUCUGCUCCACUCCCCCCCAUUCCCAGUCUCACUGGCUCACUCACCUUUCUCCUAGCCUCUGUUAAUCCCUCCUACGGCUUGGCCAAAGGUUUAAAAAUUACUUUAUUAUAAUAAAAUAAAUACAAGUUAGUUGUAUAUUAUAGUUACAUUAGGAUCUAGACAUGAAUCCCAAGCUCUUGCAGUACUACAACUCCCAGCUUACCUAGCCAGCAAGCAGACCCGGAUUUAUGGGGAGGCCACCAAGGCCCAGGCCUAGGGUGGCAGGUUUUUUGGGAGGCGACAUGCUGCCCCAACACACCCACAUUGAUUCAGAAACACUGGGGAUAUGAUAGCUUUUAAAACAUCCAGUUCACCAAUCCCCAUUGCUCCGGUCCUGAUGAUAAAAAUUGGACCAAAGAAAACAGAGGGGAUGGGGCGACAACGACCGUGGCCCUAAGGGUGCCCACUAUGUAAAUGCGGCCCUGCCAGCAAGUGAUUGCUAAUGAAUACAGACAUUUUAGCAAGUAUGAUACAAAUGAGGAGCAGUGUGAAAACACCAUGGCCAUGGAUAGACCUUAGACAUGUCUAGAGGCAAUCUGAUCCAAGCUGAUGUAUUUUGUCUAUUGGGAAGUGCCCCUGAGGGGCCCGAAUGCCAUUUUCCAAUGAUUUUAGCACAAAGCACCCCAGAAGGCUCCACCUAGUGGCAGAAUGGGCAAUAUGUAAAUCAAAAAAAAUGUUUAGUAUAAAGGUACAUAGAUAUGCUAACAAUGGGCACAAUAUCCAAUUAAAUACAAAAUAUUAAUCAAAAAAGAAGAAACAGUAGACACACUUUAUUGUAAUAGGGAAAUUGUUCUGGUUCUGCUGGUACUGGGUCUUAAGUUUCCCAAGGUGAAUUUCAAGCAUCCAAUAUUGUCUUUCUGAAAUGGUAACACCUUGUUCAGGGCUUUUAACCACCCAGUUGCCCUACAUGAAAAUAAAUGUAGGUCCCCUAAACCCUCAGGAGCUGAUCUGCAAACAUAGACACUGAGGGCCUGACUGGACCCUCUUUACUCCUGGGUCCCCAGUGGUCACAUGGUCCGCUUCCCCAUAUUGUUACAACCCUAUUAGCCCUGUAUAAGAUUAGUUUAUUAUAAUAAUAAUAAUAAUUUAUAAUAUAACAUUAGAAGGUAAAAAUCUAAUCAUCCCUGAGAUUGGGGCUCCCACAUCUCUAAUUUUGGCCAAGCUGAGGAUGCUGGGAUUUGUAGUAUCAGCUAAAGCCAUAGAAUGGUUAUCCUUGACCAACAGUUGGUUAAGAUUCAGUCUCAGUGUCCCCCGGCCCCCCACCUCAGUCUCCUUUCCUGUUUAUAUAAGGGCCCACUCUCCCCAGCACAAUACACACUCUGUUUUAUAUACAAAAAGCCCAUUUUGUUUGCAGUGUGAGAAAUCAGAAGGCGACAUAGUGAGUGUGUAAGCUCAUAUCCUGAAUGCAGCCACACGGAGCGUGGGGUCAGCAGACCCCUAUUCUUUUCAUCCUUCCCCAGCCAAAGGCAACAGCAGCUCCAGUGUGCCAAUAAACAUUUUAAA